AGUGCAAAGAAGUUGGGUUUGUGGGGUGUAUCGCUCCGUAGAUAACAGAGCAAACGGGUGGUUUGGUUAUUGUUCCUCCGGAGAAUCCAAUUUCUUCUUCAAAAGAUUCAGAAAAAUCCCUCUUCCAAAAGCUGGGUUUCUCUCAGAUUGGCCUCACGAACUCACUGCUUCGUUAAAGCAAGCUUCUUUCUCUCUCCUCCAUCGCCAAGAAGAGGAAGAGCUCCCAGCUGUUUUCGCCUUCUUGCCAAUGGUGGUCUGUCAAAUGGGUUUUCUGCGGCUAUGAGAACUUGCUUUCAAUUGGGUAUAGCUCAGAUUUUCAAUAUCUUGCUAUUUCUGGGAUAUUAUUGCGUUUUCGGAGAUAUUGAGCUCUUGGUUGAUUAUAUUUGUGAUUUUUGAGGAAUUUGGCUCUGCAAUCGGUUUAUUGCUGCAGAAAUUGAGGUUUUUGGGACUUGCGUAUUGAAGCCUAUUCACUGUUUUGUUCUUAUUCAGCAGUAGUAUCUUUGUUAUCUUCCGGAUUUUGGAUGCUGGGAAUUCUGUUCUGUUGAAUUGGGCAGCUAUUUUACUUCCACAAAUCUGUGGUUGUUAGUUCAAGUAUGCAUUUUCAUAACCGAUUGCGCCAAAACUAUAAAGGGUUUUUGAUACUUAAAUUGGAACAUUUCCCUCCCGCAAAGUUGGCAAAUUCUUGGUUUUGGGUUGUUGGUACUGAGAAUUGAAAGAGAGGAAAGUUUUCUUGGUGGAAUCUGGUUUAGGGAAGAUAUGGACUUGUGGGUUGUUGCAGCAGCUGCAGGCGCCGGAUAUUUGACUAAGUAUUGGCAGAACAUAUCGAAGAAUGGGGAUAAAGAUGGCUUGUUAAAUUUGCCUUUUGGGGAUGCAAAUCUUGACAAAUCUGAAUCCUCAAGGCAUCCUUUAGACAGACUAGGACGCAGAAAGAAAGUGGGUGAUGAUGUUUCUACUGAUAGAAAAAAGGCUUCGGAUGCUUACUUGUUAGAAAGUUCUUGUGGGACAGAAGUGGCUUCUACUAGUGGGUAUGAUGGUGAAAAGCUGGGAGACUUGGUUAAUUACAAGGAUUGCAAUGUACUUUCUUUAUCACACAUGUCACCGGUAUACUCUAGAAAUGAAAAUGAGAAUGGGGAUGGGACUUGGAUAAGUCAUGAUAUUGAUGACAGUACUGGUGCCACAUUGCCUAAAUCUUCGAGUGGGGAAGGGGGUUCUCAUCAUGUUCCUCUAAAAAACAAAAGUUCUGUUAGAACUAAGCGUUCGUAUGGGCAUGUGAUUAAGCCAGUAAAUUCCUUAGAGAGUUGCCUUAUGGCUCAGUUAUAUAAAGAGCGUGCUGAAGAGGAACAUGUGCUUACCCUUCCAUCGCCAUCUAGUCCAAGUAUGAGACCAUUGUUUGUGACUGAUGGAAACCGAAUUAUCAGCAAAGCAAGUGGAGAUCAUUUCAGGUCUCAGAUUGGGAUCGAGGAAAAUAAGCUGCAUAAGGAAGCCUAUUUGGAAACUAAUGAAAAUGCAUGUGGGGUUCCUCCACAACCAAAACUUGGUUAUUUGGAUCUGCCCAAGAAGAUGAAAAGUAAGACAGGAAAGGGGCGGCAUGGAAAAUUGAGCAGUGCCAGUAAAUUGGUCAAUGGAAAACACUUGCAUUCUGAAGGUUCACUGGAUGGAGCAGUUCUUCUUUGUCUUGGGAUUUCUAUUGGCAUAAUAUCUUCUUUGAUAGCAAAUAAAAGAGAAGUUGACAAGUUGAAAGAUUUGUUGAAGCAGACCGAGAACUUGGUUCAGGAUCUAGCGGAGGAACUCCAAAUGAAAGAUUCAGUAACAGUGAAGGAAAUAGCUAAUGAGAAUUAUGGUGCACAAGAUACUUGUGACAGCUCCGUUUUUGACAAGGCACCAAAUUCUUUUUCUACUGAACAGAAUAUGGACAAAUAUGAUGGUAAAAAUUCAUAUAACUGGAAAGCAGAAGAGAGUUCUGAGUCGAUGAGUAAAAUAGAGGCAGAGCUUGAAGCUGAACUUGAGAGGUUGGGGUUAAACAUGAACACUUCUAUUCCGGAGAGAAGAUCGAUUGAUGUUGCUGAGCUUGACCCAGACUUAAUGGCAGAUUUUGCUCAAGGCGAGCUGAGAGCUGACUUGGUUGGUGGGCUAUCUGUUGCCCAAUCCAUGUCAAAUGAAGAGGCAAGCAGCAUCUCUACGGAUUAUCACUGUGCAAACUAUGCAGUUUCUCCCAGAGAGCUUAGCUUGCGUCUGCAUGAAGUUAUCCAAUCAAGACUAGAAGAACGUGUCCAGGAACUUGAGGUGUCUCUACAAAACAGCCAAAGGAAGGUCAAACUCGCAGAGUUGAAGCACAAGGAUUCUUGGAGAGACUUCUCAGACAAUCACAUACAUUCCGGAAUCCAUGAGAUUACAAAUUCUGCAGAAACUUGCAAAACCACGGCAGAGCCUCUAGUCAUGAACUUAUCGGGAGAAGCUUUAGAUGCGUACAAUGAGGCUUACGAAGAGUUGAUGAAGAUUGGUGAAUCAGAUGAGGAGGAUUCACCUUGUCCGAUUUUUGAAACAUUCAGUGCUCAGAACCACAGUCAAACUCAAAGUGAACAGGUGAAUGGCUCUGUGGGGAAUUUUGCUUUCAGUAAAGAGGAAACCUUAGGUGAAGAUUCACCUUGUCAAGUUUUUGAAACAGUCAAGCGUCAAAGCCCCGGUCAAAUUCAAAGUGACGAGUUAGAUGGUUCUGUGAAUCAUUUUGAUUUCAGUAAAUCAUCUGUCAGUGGGGAGAACAGUGAUGAUUCCGAUGCUGAGAUGGAGAAACAGUUGAUAAGGCAGAUUGUGGAGAAGGCCAAGAAAGGUUCUCCGGUAGUCCUGCAUGCACAAAGGUGGUUCCGGUCAAUUGAUGAGAACGAGAGUUAAGUCGAAAACAGGAAUGAAGUUUUGCAGUGUAUAGAUUCAUAGAAAAUAUGAAAAUAUAGAAAGUGGUUAGGUAUUCAUUCUGUAGCUAAAGCUAAUACGCCAUUCGUUUGUAACGUCGAUGGUGUUUACCGAUUUCCGAAGCUUAUCGAGGCUUUUCGUUAUUUAAUCAUCAGAAACUGUUCUCCAAUAUUUUCAGUUUUGUGUACUCUCCUCCCCGUUUCUGCUUCCCAUUUCUGCCUCGCCUUCCUUGUUUCUGUUCCUUUUUCCCACUUUUAAGAGUGAAGUCAUAAACAAGUGCAUGGGGAGUUUCUUCCUUUAUUACGGGUUUUCGGACGAGCCAAUGCUCUAUUCUAAACUACUGUAAUACACGGAGAGGUGGUUGCAGUCGCCAGACGCAGAAAGCUGCAAAGGGAGUUUUAAACUUGAGUGCAAGAAUUCGCCACGCUAUUUUUCUAACCGUUGACACCCCGGACAGAAAUAAACAAGAGCUUGCAAAUUUCACUUUAGAUUUGACAAGGUCCUUCAACAAGAAGGGAUACAUUUCAAGAGGGAGAGAAUGAGUCAACAGUUAUUUCCACAAUUCAAGGUCCUUCAUUAACAAAGCACACAGAAAGGUGCAUGAAGUUUUGUGACAGGCAAAUACGGCAUAAAAUGUAAUAAAAUGGUUCAGAGAGACGGGGAAGGGAACAUGAGAAGGCUGUAACAUAAACAAAAAAAAUCUACUUGUAGCACUGCCGGAGAA
Molecule: messenger RNA, 3631 nt
Organism: Malus domestica (apple)
Lineage: Eukaryota; Viridiplantae; Streptophyta; Magnoliopsida; Rosales; Rosaceae
Biological process (GO): asymmetric cell division
Source: RefSeq, a predicted model, not a curated record